Impatiens glandulifera is the source of this 1252-nucleotide messenger RNA. Its product is annotated as putative GDP-L-fucose synthase 2. Gene Ontology annotation, biological process: nucleotide-sugar biosynthetic process. The record is from RefSeq and is a predicted model, not a curated record. Gene Ontology annotation, molecular function: GDP-L-fucose synthase activity. Bases 133 to 1098 code for a protein of 321 amino acids. Lineage: Eukaryota; Viridiplantae; Streptophyta; Magnoliopsida; Ericales; Balsaminaceae. The transcript is spliced from 2 exons.
AAUUGAAGAAGACGGAAAGGGUUUAGUUUUGUUUGAAGAAGACGGCAGUAGGGAACUAUAAAGAUGGAAUACUAUUGACGAUAACCAGUAGUAUCAUCAAUCUCUCUCUUUCUCUCAUUUCCCGCGUUGAAGAUGGGUGAUUCUAGCAAUGGAGAUUCUUUUACAGUAGACAAAUCCGCGAAGAUCUUCGUCGCUGGCCACCGCGGUCUGGUAGGAUCCGCAAUUGUGAGUAAACUCCGUGAAAUCGGCUUCACAAAUCUCAUCCUCCGUUCUCAUUCCGAUCUCGAUCUCACUCGUCAAUCUGACGUCGAAUCCUUUUUCGCCACCGAAAAGCCUAAUUUCGUCAUCCUCGCCGCCGCAAAAGUCGGUGGUAUCCACGCCAACAACACCUAUCCAGCUGAAUUCAUUGCAAUUAAUCUCCAGAUUCAAACAAAUGUAAUCGAUUCAUCUUAUCGUCACGGCGUGAAGAAACUCCUAUUCCUCGGAUCUUCCUGCAUUUACCCUAAAUUCGCCCCUCAACCAAUCCCCGAAGACGCUCUCCUCACCGGUCCUCUUGAACCUACGAAUGAAUGGUACGCAGUCGCUAAGAUCGCCGGAAUCAAGAUGUGCCAAGGCUAUCGUAUUCAAUACAAAUGGGACGCAAUUUCCGCAAUGCCGACAAAUCUGUACGGUCCAAACGAUAACUUUCAUCCUGAAAACUCACACGUUCUCCCCGCACUGAUGCGUCGUUUUCACCAGGCGAAAGUGACCAAUGCGAAGGAAGUUGUUGUUUGGGGGUCAGGUUCACCAUUGAGAGAGUUCCUUCAUGUUGACGAUCUGGCUGAUGCGGUGGUGUUCUUGAUGAAGAAUUACAGUGGAGUAAGCCAUGUGAAUGUUGGGAGUGGUAGUGAGGUAACCAUUAAGGAAUUGGCUGAGCUGGUGAAGGAGGUGGUUGGAUUUGAAGGAGAACUGGUUUGGGAUUCUUCGAAACCUGAUGGAACACCAAGGAAGCUUAUGGAUAACUCCAUGAUUGCUGGUUUGGGAUGGAAGCCAAAAGUUUCUCUUAGAGAUGGGCUGGUUGAUACCUAUAAUUGGUAUUUGGAGAACUUGAAGCAGUGAAAAUUGCAGGUGCAAGAUCAAUACUUUAUAUAUUGCUGCUUUCUUCUUCAAUGAUUACUGUCUUCUUGUUGUAUCAUCUGAUAUUUAUAUAUUUUAAUACUACUAUGAAACUCUUUCUUAAUUAAAUCGAAUAAUAUUUGAUGUUUUGGAACAA